Messenger RNA from Vollenhovia emeryi, 3194 nucleotides. RefSeq names its product chymotrypsin-C-like. Lineage: Eukaryota; Metazoa; Arthropoda; Insecta; Hymenoptera; Formicidae. The coding region runs from base 1349 to 2716 and encodes 455 amino acids. Gene Ontology annotation, biological process: proteolysis. Gene Ontology annotation, molecular function: serine-type endopeptidase activity. The record is from RefSeq and is a predicted model, not a curated record. The transcript is spliced from 7 exons.
GUUCUGUGCUUUUGUUACACAUAUUGGUCUGUGGUCUCAAUCGACCAGUCUUCAGGACAUCCAGAACAAGGUGGGAUACGUCGUGGGAUGGGGCCAGAACGAACACGGUCAUCUUUACACCGAAGAACCAGGAAUGGCGAUGAUGCUGAUAGUGAAUCCGGAGGGAAAUAUGCGCGCAUGCUUACAGAGACUUUUGCAUCGUUGACGAGGCGAUAUUCAUUUGAUUUUAAUACGUUUUACUUGUUAGAAUCUUUUUUUCUUCGUAUCCUCAAAUUUUCUGUCUAAGCACCCUCGAAGUAACACAAUUUCAUACAGAACCAUACAAUUUCUAAUAAUAUUUAGAAAUUAUUUAUUUCGCGCUGUCGUUUUAAUCUCUGUAAAACCUCAAAUAAUUCAUAUGCUCGUCUAUCAUUUCGAUUCCAUUAAAUUUUCCAUCGGCUCAAAUAAAAAGCCAAAAAUUUAUAUUCUACUCGGAUGGAAAUCAUUAAAUUUUGCCACAACAGUUAAGAGAAAAAUCUAUCAUAUUUCUCUUUUUCGUAGCUAUUCUCCGUCAACUUCAGAAUUAUAUAACAAUUUCUGCCGAUAAACUUUUAAGUAACAUGUCAUAUCGGUCGUAACUUAUUGGACAUGCGUGAAAUUCCCAUGGAAUUUCCAAUCGUUACAGUAAAAAACGCGACGUACAGAAAAAAGCGGGUGCUUCAGAUAUGAUCACCUUCUACUUUUCUCUUUGCGAUCGUCAGCUUAAGAUAUUCUGCGUGCCGCCUCGGAUAAAAUGAAUGAUACGACCCAACUCAUGGCCACUUCGACUCGCGAUACCCCACCACCGUACUAUCUGACCGCAUCUUCGACGUGGAAACAGCCAAGGUAUUUCCAGUUACGGCAGAGAAUUGACCAGUCGGAGUCCGGUGAAGACUUGGCGAGACGAUGGAAGUGUAGCUCCAAAAAUUUAAUACGCUGAACUCCGGAUACGGUAGUUGGCAGUUGUUGAAUGUCGCUGGGGAUUUGUACUCAUCCUAAAGUGCUUCUCCAAGAGUACCUCAAAAGUGCCUCGGGACUAAAAAGCAAUAAAUAAUAAAUAUGUGCACGCAAACAUAUUGAAGAAGAAUAAUUCCAACGCUUGGUGUAUAUUUUCUCGAUCGACAAGGAAUUACAGUGGAGUGUUUCAAAAAAUUUGAGAAAAAAUAAACGACCUUGACAGGAUAAAAAUAUAAGAGGAGUGAAAAAUGAUAGCGAAUAGUUACACGCGAGAAUCGCGUUGACUCUUACCUGAGUUUAACGAAGCUGUGAUUAUACAUGUUGCGUUACUGCUGGCUGAGCAACUGCUGACUAAUCAAGGAUUCCUCGAAAGAUGGAUAAAAUUUCAAUCUUGAUCCUUUUGAUGCUACAACUUUACACGACGGAUAUACAAGGGAUAACACCAUGUUCUGAUCUCUAUACAUAUACAGUUAGAUCUGGUGCAGAUGAUAUAUUGGGACAGGUCGAGGUUCCAUUCCCGGCAAAAAGUACUCAGUACAAUUUGAGAGUAGGCUUUUAUACAAUACCUGAUAUACAUACGAUUCAACCAGUCGCUCGAGUAGAAAUAGCACCACCGGUAGAGGAAACCAUUCGAGCUGCUCAACAGGGUAGACCUUUGUUGUAUCACAUUUAUUUUCCUAAGAAUCAAGCAAUUCCAAGAGUAACCAAAAUAUGGUUUAACGAUCAUCAAUUAUGUCCGGGUCCUGGAGACCCCGAAAGUGUACCAACUACUGUUGAGGUGAGACAAAGCGAACCGUCAACCGAACCGCCAAGCCAACCGGUAACAACUACGAAGACUCCGCUUCUAGUACCAACACCGAACAAUCAAAGCCCAACAUCAAUCAACUUUGCUCAUCAAAUAAAGGAAAGAUACAAACCACAAUACAAUAACACUGACCAAUGCGGCCUGAAGGGUUACGUCGAUCAACUGGUUAAGGGAGGAGAAACGACAAAUCCGGCACAAUGGCCGUGGUUAGUGGCACUCUUCGUUCUAAGACCAAACCUCAGGUACCAGUGUGCUGGCUCCGUUCUGACAACUAAACAUGUUAUAACAGCCGCACAUUGCAUGAAGUGGAAUGAUACGACCAACGAUACAAUUCCUGCCAGUGUAUUCGAGGUUGCCUUAGGACGAUUUAAUUUACGCCAGUGGCGUGAGGGGGGUUCUGUUAAUCGGGAAGUCUCUAGCUACACGAUCCAUCCCGAUUAUGCGCACACGAUCACUGGCGACUCUGAUUUAGCAAUUUUGAACCUCGUGGAGCCUGUCGAGUUUAGCUCUUUUAUUAAACCUGUUUGCCUGUGGCCUGGUUCAGACACUCUUCGGAAUGUUAUCGAUAAAUUAGGAUACGUUGUGGGGUGGGGAAAAGAUGAGCAUGGUAAUUAUCCCGACACCCCACGGAUGGUGAAAGUGCCGAUAGUAAGCCAGGAGACCUGUCUCCGGAGUCACAAGGCUUUCUACGAACUCACUUCGUUGCGAACUUUUUGCGCCGGUGCGCGAGAUCUCAGAGGUCCUUGCAACGGCGACAGUGGGAGUGCGUUAACGAUCUAUGACGAUAUCGUUAACCGCUAUCAGUUACGCGGCGUUGUUUCGAGGUCAUUACACACUGACGAAGGCAAUGUAUCGUGCGAUCUACAAAAUUACGUUGUUUAUGUCGACGUAGCCAAAUAUAAAACCUGGAUUGUAGAGCAGAUCUCCACCACGUAACCCUAGUUUCUUGCAGAACUCCAAAUGUGUUAAUAGAUAUACUUUUUAUAUAAAUUCUAUCUAAAUUACUAUACCAUAUUAUCAUAGGUACAUGAGAAUUAAAGUUACGAAUUUUACUAUCAACUUUUUACGGUGAUUGUUGUUACCGUAAUGCAUUUAUUACAAUAAUAAAAUGUGUUAGUGGAUAUAAAUAUAGGUAACUAAAAAAUAGGUCUGUUUUCUAAACUUAUUAUAAGUGGACUUAUUAUAUUACAAAUUCGAGAUGAAUCGUAUUAUACAGGGUGAGGCCAUAACUUUGUUCACCUUGAAAUCUCCGCUAUUAUAAUUACGAAAGUUAUGCUAUAUCAAGGGAGCCAUAGUAUGUUAGUAAUCUUUUAUCACAAAGUGAAGGCGCUACGGAGAUUUCAAGGUCAACUCUUUUUUUUAACCCCCUAUUGUUUAUUAUACUAGCUUAUUCUACUGAGUAAUAUAAAUAACU